AUGAUCUUCAUAGCAGGAACUUUAUUCACUAGGAAAGUGUGUGUCACUCUAUCCAAACCAAAGCAUACAUCUGAUUUAUUUUUAUCGGCAACUAUCAGGAGCACUGUAAGGAUGGAUGGAACAAGCAACCCACGAUUUGUCAAAGAGGAGGAGGUGGCGAGAUGUAAAUGGAUGGCUCUGAACAAGAUUACCUAUGUUGAUGCCCGAGGAAGAGAAAGGUUGUGGGAAGCAGCCAAAAGAACUACCACUACUGAUGCGGGCUGUGAUGCUGUUUGUGUGAUUGCUGUCCUCAAACGCCUGCUGAAGUUUGAUAGUCUUGUCCUUGUUAAGCAAUACCGACCUCCCAUGAGAGGAUACACACUGGAAAUGCCAGCAGGAUUGAUGGAUAAAAAUGAAACACCAGAGCAGACUGCUGUUAGGGAGCUGAAGGAGGAGACAGGCUAUACUGCUACAGUAAAACAUACAUCUCCUAUUACCUGUAUGGAUGCAGGGACAGAAAGUGCUACACUGCAGAUCGUCACUGCAGAGAUUGAUGGUGAUACAGAGGACAACAAAAACCCAAAGCCUACACCAGAAUUCAUUGAAGUAGUUCAUGUCCCAAUGAAUGACUUGAUUGGAAAGCUGAAUGGCUACAAUUUCGAAACCAUUCCACUCAGCUCCACAGAACUUUCUGUAUAUAUUGGGUUAGUGCCCUAG
Ylistrum balloti is the source of this 696-nucleotide messenger RNA. Its product is annotated as ADP-sugar pyrophosphatase-like. The transcript has 9 exons. Bases 1 to 696 code for a protein of 231 amino acids. Lineage: Eukaryota; Metazoa; Mollusca; Bivalvia; Pectinida; Pectinidae. The record is from RefSeq and is a predicted model, not a curated record. Gene Ontology annotation, cellular component: nucleus. Gene Ontology annotation, molecular function: ADP-ribose diphosphatase activity. Gene Ontology annotation, biological process: nucleoside phosphate metabolic process; ribose phosphate metabolic process.